CAUAGCAGAAUGGAUAAGUAAUUGCGUAGAGUGCAUGGCAGCUAAAGGUCCUAAAGCCAAAAGUCGCGGUAGGCUACAACAGUACAACGUGGGAUCACCAUUUGAACGAGUCGCAAUGGAUGUUGCAGGUCCGUUUCCAACCAGUACGGCCGGAAACAAAUAUCUACUGGUUGUCAUGGACUAUUUCAGUAAAUGGCCAGAAGUAUAUGCCUUACCAAACCAAGAAGCGAAGACAAUAGCCGAAGCGUUCGUAGAAAAUUGGAUAACAAGGUUCGGAGUGCCCGUCGAAUUACACUCAGAUCAAGGCAGGAAUUUCGAAUCUUCCAUUUUCCAAGAAGUCUGUACAUUAUUGGGCAUCCACAAGACACGGACAACAGCGUUACACCCACAAUCAGAUGGGAUGGUAGAGAGAUUCAACCGAACGCUUGAAGAACAUCUGCGGAAAAUCGUUGAUAAAGAUCAACGGAAUUGGGACAAGUGCAUCCAGAUGUUCCUGCUGGCGUAUCGUUCAGCGAAGCACGAGACAACUGGUUACACGCCAGCAAAGAUUAUUUUCGGAUCUGAUCUGCGACUCCCUGCUGAUCUUAAGUUUGGAACGAAUCCUACAGCUGUAAGAAAUGAUGGAGAUUAUUGUUCUGCCUUAAAGGAAGAAAUGAAUGAAUUGCAUCUAAUGGUAAGACAGCAUACGCAUCUGAUGAGCAAUAAGAUGAAGGACCGGUUCGAUCAAGCGGCAAAUUCAAAAGGUUUUGAAGAAGGUGAUCUGGUCCUGUUGUACAAUCCACUUCGAAAGAAAGGCUUGUCCCCGAAACUGCAGACAGCCUGGGAAGGACCCUAUAUGGUGAUGAAACGACUUAAUGACGUGGUAUACCGCAUACAAAGAAAUGGAAAAGCACGAUGUAAAAUGAAAGUAGUACAUUUGGAGAGGCUCGCCCCAUUUGGUUCAAGAGGAUUUGUGCCUAAUCGGGACGAUUAGGCUUUAGUGGAGGGCAGUGUUACAAAAGUAGUAUUAAGUUAUAUUUGUAUUACUAUAUGCAUCCCUGAUUAUGAACAAUAGCUGUAGGUAUAUGGAAUAGCAUUUGUCUUGUUGUAGACAUCUGGCGCCACGGCUGU
Messenger RNA from Bactrocera dorsalis (oriental fruit fly), 1110 nucleotides. RefSeq lists its product as uncharacterized. Gene Ontology annotation, biological process: DNA integration. The record is from RefSeq and is a predicted model, not a curated record. Gene Ontology annotation, molecular function: nucleic acid binding. The transcript has 2 exons. Bases 35 to 973 code for a protein of 312 amino acids. Lineage: Eukaryota; Metazoa; Arthropoda; Insecta; Diptera; Tephritidae.